CGGACGCGCCGCACCAAACUGGCGAUCAGCAAAACCUUCGCGGCAGUCUACCUGGCGCGCAGAUGCGAAUUUUCUCUUGGUCCCGCCGGAAGUCCGGGACACGUGAUCUGGUGACAGCGCACGCUUGGCUGCCUGGCCCCCUUUAGGUGCUGCGGCGCGGGAUGGCGGAGGCGCCUCCGGUCUCAGGUACUUUUAAACUCAAUACGGAUGCUGCUGAAUUCAUUCCUCAGGACAGAAAAAAUUCUGGUCUAAACUGUGGGACUCAAAGAAGACUAGACUCUAAUAGAAUUGGCAGAAGAAAUUACAGUACAUCACCUCCCUGUCACCUUUCCAGGCAGGUCCCAUAUGAUGACAUCUCUGCUGUUCAUCAGUACAGUUAUCCUUCUGGAAGCAAACCUAAAAAUCAACAGACAUUUUUCCAAUCUUCUGCUUCUAACAAGUCACUCAAGAACCAUGGCCUUCAGUGUCAGCCUUGGCAAAAAUUGAGGAAUGAAAAGCACCAUAUCAGAGUCAAGAAAGCACAAGGGCUCAUUGACCACACUGCAGAUAUAGCUAGCUUAGAAAAUGUGGCAAGAUCAGAAAGUGGGACAAAUCCCAGAGAGCACAGCCCUUCUGAGAGUGAGAAGGAGGUUGUUGGUGCUGAUCCCAGGGGAGCAAAACCCAAAAAAGCAGCACAGUUUGUAUAUAGCUAUGGUAGAGGACCAAAAGUUAAGGGGAAACUCAAAUGUGAAUGGGGUAACAAAAUAACUCCAAAACCUGAGGAUGUGGGACCUGAAAAUAUCAAACCUGUGGGAGUUUCCCACCCUGACUCUUCAGAUGCAUCCUGUAGAAAAGGAGGGCUGGAUGGGUAUGGGGCCAGACGAAAUGAGCAGAGAAGAUACCCACAGAAAAGGCCUCCUUGGGAAGUGGAGGGGGCCAGGCCACGACCAGGCAGGAAUCCACCCAAACAGGAGGGCCAACGACAUGCAAACGCAGGCCCCAGAAACAACAUGGCUCCCAUUCCAAAGGAUAUCAAUGAAAGAUCAACAAAAUCUGCCUGUGACAGUGAGAAUUUGGCAAUCAUCAACAAGUCUUCCAGACGGGUCAACCAAGAGAAAAAUGUAAGGAGGCAGGAUCCUCCAAUGGUUUCUCCUUUCCCCCGAGGCAAACAGAACCAUGUGCUAAAGAAUAUGGAAACACAUACAGGUUCUCUAAUUGAACAGCUAACUACAGAAAAAUAUGAGUGCAUGGUGUGCUGUGAGUUGGUUCGAGUCACAGCCCCAGUGUGGAGCUGUCAGAGUUGUUAUCAUGUGUUUCAUCUGAACUGUAUCAAGAAAUGGGCAAGGUCUCCAGCAUCUCAUGCAGAUGGACAGAGUGGUUGGAGGUGCCCUGCCUGUCAGAAUGUUUCUGCACAUGUUCCUAAUACCUACACUUGUUUCUGUGGCAAGAUAAAGAAUCCUGAAUGGAGCAGAAAUGAAAUUCCACAUAGUUGUGGUGAGGUCUGUAGAAGGAAACAGCCUGGCCAGGAUUGCCCACAUUCCUGUAACCUUCUGUGCCAUCCUGGACCAUGCCCACCCUGUCCUGCUUUUAUGACUAAAACAUGUGAAUGUGGACGGACCAGGCACACAGUUCGCUGUGGUCAGGCUGUCUCAGUCCACUGUUCUAACCCAUGUGAGAACAUUUUGAACUGUGGUCAGCACCACUGUGCUGAGCUGUGCCAUGGGGGUCACUGCCAGCCUUGUCGGAUCAUACUGAACCAGGUAUGCUACUGUGGCAGCACACCCCGAGAUGUUUUAUGUGGAACAGAUACAGGAAAGUCUGAUGGAUUUGGGGACUUCAGCUGUUUAAAGAUAUGUGGCAAGGACUUGAAAUGUGGGAACCAUACAUGUUCUCAAGUGUGCCACCCUCAACCCUGUCAGCCUUGCCCACGGCUCCCCUAUCUGGUACGCUUUUGCCCUUGUGGCCAAACUCCUCUCAGCCAAUUGCUAGAACUUGGAAGUAGUGGUCGGAAAACAUGCAUGGAUCCUGUCCCUUCAUGUGGUAAAGUGUGUGGCAAGCCUCUGCCUUGUGGUUCCUCAGAUUUCAUUCAUACCUGUGAAAAGCUCUGCCAUGAAGGAGACUGUGGACCAUGCUCUCGCACAUCAGUUAUUUCCUGCAGAUGUUCUUUCAGAACAAAGGAGCUUCCAUGUACCAGUCUCAAAAGUGAAGCAGAUGCUACAUUUAUGUGUGACAAGCGGUGUAACAAGAAACGGCUGUGUGGACGGCAUAAAUGUAAUGAGAUAUGCUGUGUGGAUAAGGAACACAAGUGUCCUUUGAUCUGUGGGAGGAAACUCCGUUGUGGCCUUCAUAGGUGCGAAGAACCUUGUCAUCGAGGGAACUGCCAGACGUGCUGGCAAGCCAGUUUUGAUGAAUUAACUUGCCACUGUGGCGCAUCAGUGAUCUACCCUCCAGUUCCCUGUGGCACUAGGCCCCCCGAGUGUACUCAGACCUGUGCCAGAGUCCAUGAAUGUGACCAUCCAGUAUACCAUUCUUGUCAUAGUGAGGAGAAAUGUCCCCCCUGUACUUUCCUGACUCAGAAGUGGUGCAUGGGUAAGCAUGAGGAUUCUUAUCUUGAUGGACACAUUUUUCUCCACUUAUUUCCUUUACGAAGCAACAUCCCCUGUCACCUGGUUGAUAUCUCUUGCGGAUUACCCUGCAGUGCCACCCUACCAUGCGGGAUGCACAAGUGUCAGAGACUAUGUCACAAAGGAGAAUGCCUUGUGGAUGAGGCCUGCAAGCAGCCCUGCAGCACCCCCAGAGCUGACUGUGGCCACCCAUGUAUGGCACCCUGCCACCCCGGCUCAUCCUGCCCAGUGACUGCUUGUAAAGCCAAGGUAGAGCUACAGUGUGAAUGUGGACGAAGAAAAGAAAUGGUGAUUUGCUCUGAAGCAUCCAGUACUUAUCAGAGGAUAGCUGCUAUUUCUAUGGCCUCUAAAAUAACAGACAUGCAGCUUGGUGAUUCAGUGGAGAUCAGCAAGUUAAUUACUAAAAAAGAAGUUCAACAAGCCAGGCUAGAGUGUGACGAAGAGUGUUCAGCCUUGGAAAGGAAAAGGAGGUUGGCAGAAGCAUUUGAUAUCAGUGAUGAUUCUGAUCCUUUCAAUGUACGUUCAUCAGGGUCAAAGUUCAGUGACAGUUUGAAAGAUGAUGCCAGGAAGGACUUAAAGUUUGUCAGUGACAUUGAGAAGGAAAUGGAAACCCUCGUGGAGGCCGUGAAUAAGGGAAAGAACAGUAAGAAAAGCCACUGCUUCCCUCCCAUGAACAGAGACCACCGCCGAAUCAUCCAUGACCUGGCCCAAGUUUAUGGCCUGGAGAGUGUGAGCUACGACAGUGAACCAAAGCGCAAUGUUGUUGUCACUGCAGUGAGAGGAAAGUCCAUCUGUCCUCCUACCACCCUGACAGCUGUGCUUGAAAGGGAAAUGCAGACACGGCCUCCACCACCCAUUCCUCAUCACAGACAUCAGACAGACAGGAAUCCUGGGAGCACUAAUUUACAGAAGAUAGCUAAGGAGCCAAUAAUUGACUACUUUGAUGUCCAGGACUGAGAUCAAGACGUACUUAGAUAAAAGAAUGGUUAGGUGUAGUGAGACUCAUUUGCCAGCAGAUAAAUCAUGCUUGUUCCUCACUGCCUAGCAGAACCAUAGCUCUCUUAUACUGAUACAUCCAAAGCAUGAGUGUGUCAGAAAUCCCCUUGUCUAUUCCUGUCU
Messenger RNA from Fukomys damarensis (Damara mole-rat), 3722 nucleotides. It is a transcript of the gene Nfx1, whose product is annotated as nuclear transcription factor, X-box binding 1. Gene Ontology annotation, biological process: negative regulation of transcription by RNA polymerase II. Gene Ontology annotation, cellular component: nucleus. Bases 162 to 3560 code for a protein of 1132 amino acids. Gene Ontology annotation, molecular function: zinc ion binding; RNA polymerase II transcription regulatory region sequence-specific DNA binding; DNA-binding transcription factor activity, RNA polymerase II-specific. The record is from RefSeq and is a predicted model, not a curated record. Lineage: Eukaryota; Metazoa; Chordata; Mammalia; Rodentia; Bathyergidae. The transcript has 25 exons.